This is a messenger RNA of Neopelma chrysocephalum (saffron-crested tyrant-manakin), 2980 nucleotides long. It is a transcript of the gene GAS2L2, whose product is annotated as growth arrest specific 2 like 2. The record is from RefSeq and is a predicted model, not a curated record. The coding region runs from base 1 to 2250 and encodes 749 amino acids. The transcript has 6 exons. Gene Ontology annotation, cellular component: microtubule plus-end; stress fiber; actin filament. Gene Ontology annotation, molecular function: actin filament binding; cytoskeletal adaptor activity; microtubule binding. Lineage: Eukaryota; Metazoa; Chordata; Aves; Passeriformes; Pipridae. Gene Ontology annotation, biological process: regulation of microtubule polymerization or depolymerization; actin crosslink formation; microtubule bundle formation.
AUGUGGGGGACUCCGGGCCUGGUGCGGAGCAUCCGUCCCUACCCGACCAGCCAGCAGUACCUGUACGCCAUGAAGGAGGACCUGGCGGAGUGGCUGAAGGAGCUGUAUGACCUGGACAUUGGGGUGGGCACCUUUGUGGAGGUGCUGGAAACGGGGGCUGUGCUCUGCUCCCACGCCAACAACGUCACCCAGGUGGCCGGGGAGUUCGCCCGCACCUACCCCGACGUGGCCCGUCACCUCCGCCUGCCCACUGCCGGUGUCACCUGCAACCUCACAGCACAGCCGGGCACCUUCCAGGCCAGAGACAACGUCUCCAACUUCAUCCAGUGGUGCAGGAAGGAGAUGGAUAUCAAAGAUGUGCUGAUGUUUGAGACGGAGGACCUGGUGCUGAGGAAGAACGAGAAGAACUUCGUGCUGUGCCUGCUGGAGCUGGCACGUCGCGCCUCCCGCUUCGGCAUGCGCGCCCCGACCCUGGUGCAGAUGGAGGAGGAGAUCGAGGAGGAGCUUCGCCAGGAGCUGGACCUGCCCCCCACAAACACCCCCCUGCCCCGGCCCCCCAGGAAACCACGGGACCUCAACAACCUCGACCAGAUGGUCCAGCACCUGGUGAGCCGCUGCACCUGCCCUGUCCAGUUCCCCAUGAUCAAGAUAUCCGAAGGGAAAUACCGCGUGGGCGACUCCGACACCCUCAUCUUCGUCCGGAUCCUGCGGGAGCACGUCAUGGUGCGGGUCGGGGGCGGCUGGGACACCCUGGAGCACUACCUGGACAAGCACGACCCGUGUCGCUGCACCUCCCUCUCUCACAAACAAACCUGUAAAACCAGGAGCCCGCAGCAGCAAGUGCAGCACGAGGUCUGGCUGUGCCCGGCCUCGAAGGCGGCCGCCCGUGGUCCCCAUCCCACGCUGCUGGUCAGCCGCUCCCAGAGCCCCCUGCCCCCCGUCACCUGGGGGUCCCGUGUCCCUCCUCGCCCCCAGUCCCCUGCCACCCCCUCACCACAGAGCUCGGGUCACCCACAGGGUGCCAGCCCUCGCCGGGAGCCAGCACAGCCCCGGAGGGUCCCUUCCAGCAGGCAGCCACCACCAUCCAGGGCUCCUGCUCGACCCAGCUCCCCUGGCCACGGGGUGACGGGCCGGGCACCCACCCCUUCCCGGCUGACCUUGCCAAACGGUGUGGGGGUCCCUAAGGCACCACAUGGGAGCACCCCAGGGAAAACCCCCGUGGCACUGGCACGGGGCAGGUCCACAGCACCCAGCCCACGGGUGACACCAGCACGUCCAAGAAGCACCCAGCAAGGAGGAGAAUCACCUGUGGUGGCUGCCAGGCCACAGGAAACAGGGGUACCCGCCACAGUGACACCCCGUGCCCCCAGCCCCUUCAAGGGCUGUGGCCCCUCCUCACACCGAGGUGCCCAGGGAGAUUCACAGAGACAGAAAAGCCCACGGGAAGGGAGACGGGGAGCCCUGAGCCGGGGCCAAUCCCCCUCACCCCGAAAUUCCUCCAGCCAGCCCCCAAAACAGAACAGCAGCGUUAAAACCCCCAUCAAAGCCAGCCUGGCCACCUCCCGGCCCCCCACCCCUCUGGCCCAGUUUGCAGAGGGGUGCAAAGUCUGUGCUGCUGGAGGUGGUCCCCAGGGGACACAGCAGUGCCACCCAGCCCUGAACCCAAGGGCUGGGGGUGCUGAGGGACCUGGGGUGCCAGAGGAUGAACUGAGGGGAGCCUGUGGCCCUGGUGAUGGGAGCAAGGGUCCUCGGGGGUGCUGGGGGCACAAACAGCCCCCCGGCUAUGACAGGGUGGUGGAGGAGCUCUCCCGCAGGCAGCAACCCCUGUGCCCUGUGGGGCUGGGGAGACAGGUCCCCAAAAUACCGCCACGAGCUGCCCCACAGCCCCCCACCCUCCCAGCCAGGGGGGAAGCAGAGGGGCCGGGAGUGGGGUCCCAGACUCCACAAGGAGUGAGGGCCAACAACGUCCCCAAGCCCCGGCGGUGUCUGAAGAAGCCUGAGCGUGUGCCCUCCAUCUACAAGCUGAAGCUGCGGCCCAAGGUGCGUCCCCGGCGGGACCACAGGCCAGGCAAGCGCCCCUCGCGCAUCCCCACCCCGCUGGGGCAUCGCCCACCUGCCCGCCGGGGCCAGCAUCGCCCCCCGGGGCCGCCCAGACCCCCCCCGCCCGGCAGCACACGCCCCCCGGCCAAGCCCUCCCCGGCCGACUGCAGCGCCUGGCUGACCGAGGAUGAUGAGGAGUCCUGGGUCUGAGCCCUCCCCGAGUGCCGGUGGGGACGGACCCCUCACUCCAAAAACGGGAGUGGUGCUGAAGCUGGAGCUGCAGUGCCCGAGGUUGGCAUGGGCGGCGUGAUAGGGUUACUCCCAGGCAGCCCGGGAGUCCUCCCGCCUCGCUCUUCGGAGCUACACGCCCUCCUUCCCUGUGGAUUUUUUUUUGUACUGGUAACUCUUUGGAUAAACAGGCGCUUUUGUGCUGGUUUGGGUGGAAAAAUCCAGCCCCGAAUUGAGAGCGUGGGAUGCUUUCUGCAGGGAAGAGGGGUGUAACCCCCACUAAAGCAGGGACACCCCACCCCUGGCAUCCAAAGGUGUAAAACAUCUCAAACCUCAGACUUCCCCGUCUGUACCAUGGGACUAAUGAGCCUUAUGUCUCACAGCUCCAAGAGCCUGAAUGAGUGAGUCACUCGGGUUGGGGGGUCACUGGAAGGGCCCCUUGCUGACCCCCACGAGCUUUCUUGUGGGUGAAGGUGGGAGAACCAGAGGGGUCAUGGUGGUGGCUGUCCCUGAGGGUCAUGGGGCCACACCCCGAGUCUGACCCAGCAAUGCUGUUUGUGCAAUAGAGAUGGACCAAAGCUCUUCUGUUUCCACACUUUUUUUUUUGUGUGGGUGAGGAGGGAGAGAGGAUAAUCCUGAUGGGGGAGUCACGGCUGCCAGUCUGCUCCCUGUGGGCACAAAGAAUGUCCCUCCAGGAGCCCCACGGGGGCCA